Messenger RNA from Staurois parvus, 278 nucleotides. The record is from the annotation of a GenBank genome assembly. NCBI's taxonomy places the organism in Eukaryota, Metazoa, Chordata, Amphibia, Anura, Ranidae.
GUCCGGCCGUUGUAUAUAAAUGGCCGGAUGGUGGCAGUGCAGGGGUGGGUGGCCAGGGAGCGCGCAGCACCGUGAUCCAGUGCCCGCUGUGUCCUCCGGACAAAGUGGAACACCGAUCGUUGUACGGGACCUCUGUGCAAGGUCCCGAUCAUGUGAUCACUGAUUGGCCAAUCAGUGAUCACUUGAAGAGUAGUAAGCAAGAUGUCACUUCUGACAUCAUUGCUUACUACGUGUGAAAUCUGUGAAUGAUCACAGCUUGUCACAUGGUACAAGGCUGU